CACUUCCCCGCCAAUUCAUUUAGGCCAGUCAUAUAGCUCUAGGAAGGGAAGGUGAUCAGGUCUUUGGACGUGAAUUUAUCAAUCGGGCCAUCACUUCGCACCUGCAAACAAACUCGUCCACGGUGGUCGUCGGCAACAACAUUACUAUCAUGAACAUGGUACGCGCGGUUAAUGAAAUUCACAUUUCUUCCCAAACUUCCUGCGCUGGUACGUGAAAAGUCUGUCCAUGACUAAUGCGAGCCCUUUGUGCUACAUCGAUUUAGAUGAUCAAUACGCUGGCAUUGUUCCUAUCAGCAGAAGACAGAGCCAAAUCAUGCCAUGCACGGAAGCAGCACCGCUACCUUCCAGAUUUGUUUCUACAGGGGAUCUACACCCCGAGCAUAGGAAAGCAGUCGCAUACAGGAACGGGUGUUGAUGGAGAGAAUGGACAAUCGUCUCGGAAAUCAGACAAGAACAACCGCCUAUAUCAUAUUCUCACGUCGCCUUUUCCAACGACGAUUGUCGAUACUGUGCGGUGCAAAGUGGAGCAGACAGAGAGGCUCCCAAAGUACUCGAUCCUGAGGUCCGACUACCGGAAAGAACAAGUGAGAUGUGUGGUUGAUGGGACAAUCAGCAGAGUGACAGCCUGGAACGCGUCAAACCAGGCAGGAUACCUAUACCAGGGGUCAAUACCCCCACAAAGCUUUCAAAAAAAUCCUGGGUCGGACGCAGGCGGAUUCUGGGGCGCAAAGCGAGAAAACAGCUGGACAAGUGUGGAAUGGAAGGGCCAGAAAGUUGUUCGGCCAGUCCAAAUCGCUGCCCCAAUGAUUGAAAAUCUUGUACGGUGCGUCGUAGCGCUGCCUAUCGAGAUGCGGGAGGGCUAUGUCCGUCAAUGGAGACGAGGUCUAGUCAAACGGGCCUUGAUGCUAGUCAAGUUUGUCAAGAAUGAAGGUGUCGACCUCAUGGAACAGUCUGAGCAGCAGAAGAAAUUAAGAAACAGAUUGACAGACCAGGAUUCACCCAGAGGCGAGGAUGGAUCGAGACCGACACCCCAAUCAGCGCAGGCAAUCUUUCAGCAACUGGGAAUAGAUCCAAAUGAUCUGAGCAUUGUUCUCGGCAUUGCAGAACGGAUACUCCCGUCCAUCACGGAAUUUAUCAGGGUCCAUCUCGGCAUCGAGUGAGCUAUGACAAUCCACAUCAUUCAACCUUCGUUUCGAUACAUAUAAUCUACCUUAAUAAUCGGCACCAAUCUCAUUAAUUCAGGCGUACCUGAUGCGCUCCACUCGCAUUUGCUGUAAUAGACACUUAUCCAUCAUAGACCUGCAUUUGAGUCAUGUAUGCAGGGUCAUCCUCCUAAAUCAGAUGAGCAGCUCAGCGUGGUUAUUCGUGUUCUUUUUCCUUUUUUUCUUUCUUUCUUUUUUUUUAUUU
Molecule: messenger RNA, 1407 nt
Organism: Gamsiella multidivaricata
Lineage: Eukaryota; Fungi; Mortierellomycota; Mortierellomycetes; Mortierellales; Mortierellaceae
Exons: 2
Coding region: 264-1160 (298 amino acids)
Biological process (GO): autophagy; endocytosis
Cellular component (GO): autophagosome; endosome
Molecular function (GO): guanyl-nucleotide exchange factor activity
Source: RefSeq, a predicted model, not a curated record